CAGUUGUUGAAUCUGGAUGAUCGAAAUAUGCCAGUGACCUGAUUCUGGGAAUGGAAUUUGUAUUUAAAUGUCUGGAGAUUUAGUGUUACAUAUUUAUGUUAUAUAUAGUUGCCCUUUCUCUACUCUUUAGACUAUCUCUUUUAAAUCACGCAGAGGCUGUUGGUUUUGGAUGGAUGCAAUGUGCAUGGUGUGAUUCACUACAGCAACAACUUGUUUGAGCCUCUCUAGUUAGAUUGGCAAAGGCCCGAACCAAUUCUGUUAUCAUUUUUCUGAAAACAAACUCAGAAUCACAAGCAUACGGACGAGUUCGAAAGGCACUUUAUUUUAGCUUUAUGCAGCAGCUUUUUUUUUGGCCUUGAAUGCAAACUCUUUCCUCUCAGCAGUAGUUAUUUCUGCAAGGCCUCUUUUUGUGCAAAUGGGGUUUUGCAUGUUGAGUGUGUUCAUUAUUAUUGGGGUUGCGGUGGUGGCUGUGAAAGUGGCUGAGGGGCAGAUAGUUCCGAUGCUGUGUGUGUUUGGGGACUCAGUGGUAGAUGUGGGAAACAAUAACAACCUGAAUACAAUGAUAAAGGCCAACUUCCUUACUCAUGGCAGGGAGUUUGUUACCCACAAACUUACUGGCAGGUUCUGCAAUGGGAAGCUUGCCACUGACUUCACUGCCGAGUACCUUGGUUUCAGCUCCUACCCCCCAACUUACCUCAGCCAGGAUGCCAAUGGAAAGAACCUCUUGACUGGCGCCAACUUUGCCUCUGGUUAUUUUGACGGCACAGCACAGUUCUAUGGUGCAAUUUCACUGAGCCAGCAGCUGGCAUACUACAAGGAGUACCAAGACGAAUUGGUGGGUACCAAGACGAAUGGAAUCCACCUAUUGAGUGCUGGGAGCAGUGACUUCCUUCAAACAAUUACUACUUCAAUCCUCUCCUCCAAGCCCUCUCCCCUGAUCAGUUUUCAGACCUUCUCAUCAGAUCCUUCUCUUCUUUUGUCCAGGCUGGGAGUGAGGAAAAUUGGAGUGACAACCGUACCACCAAUUGGGUGCUUGCCCCAUCACACUGUUUGGCUCAGGGAGUAACCAAUGCCUUGUCAGGAUGAACCAAGAUGAUGUCUCCUUCAACAAGAAGCUCAACAGCACAUCCUAAACCUGGCAGACCCUCCUUCCUGGUCUCAGACUUGUGGUGUUGGAUAUCUACCACCCUCUCCUGGACUUGAUCACAAAACCCACUGAGAAUGGUAAAAUUUUCCGGGAAAACUUCUUUCUUGGCAGGUAAUAUUUAUGAUAGAAACUGGGAACUGAUCCCAAGUUCAUUAUUCAAAACUCUCUGUUUUCAGGGUUCUUCGAAUCUAGGAGGGUUUGGUGUGGCACUGGAACAAUAGAAACUUCCAUGCUUUGCAAUGCAGGGUCUGUGGGGAUAUGCUCUAAUGCUACACAGUAUGGCUCUUACAUUGAAGUCGAUAUGAGAGAUACAUUGGAAGGAUUGAAUGAUGUGGUCAUGGUAAUUAAACUCUGAAAUCAUAGAUGAAUAAUGUUGAAGGUUUGGGUCUCUUGAAAUUUUUAUAUAUAGGGCAAUUAAAUUUUUAUACAAUUUUUUUUCAUAAAAAAGAUAAUCAAAAUGACAUACUAAUCACACAUCUCACUUUCCUUAUUUUGUUCUUUGAC
This is a messenger RNA of Diospyros lotus (date-plum), 1651 nucleotides long. Its product is annotated as GDSL esterase/lipase At5g03820-like. Lineage: Eukaryota; Viridiplantae; Streptophyta; Magnoliopsida; Ericales; Ebenaceae. The record is from RefSeq and is a predicted model, not a curated record. The transcript is spliced from 5 exons. Gene Ontology annotation, molecular function: hydrolase activity, acting on ester bonds. Bases 416 to 1066 code for a protein of 216 amino acids.